AUGCACCCCAAACCCCCCGCCCAGCACCCGCUGCUACCCCCCGCCGCCGCCGCCCCCGACCACCACGACGACUCCGACCCCGAUGCCACCAGCAAGCCGUCGCGCGCGCGCUUCGCCCUGACCAAGAAGAAGACGCUCGUCCUCGCGCUGCUGCUGCUGUUCCUGCUCGCCGCCGGCGUCGCGGCCGGCACCGCCGUGGCCGUCACCAAGAAACAGCAGGCCGCCGCCGCCGCCGCCGUCUGUCGCGACGAGGACGGCUGCCGCGACAUCGGCUACGCCCGCUACAAAGGCACCACCGACCGCCACGGCGUCGCCAGCUGGUUGGGCAUGCGCUUCGCCGCCCCGCCGCUGGGCGCCCUGCGCUUUGCCGCGCCGCAGGACCCCGUCAAGGAGUCGGCCGUGCAGCCCGCGAACGACUAUCAGAAAGCCUGCCUGUCCACCUCCAGGACCGCCAACCGCCUCGAGGCCGAGGACUGUCUCUUCCUGCACGUCUUCGCUCCCGCCAACGCCUCGCGCGACGCCAAGCUGCCCGUCUACUUCUUCAUCCAGGGCGGCGGCUUCAACAUGAACGCCAACACCCGCGUCAACGCCUCCGGCCUCAUCCAGGCCGCCGCCGGCAAUCUCGUCGUCGUCAGCUUCAACUACCGCGUCGGCCUGUACGGCUUCCUCGCCUCCAAGGAGAUCCAGGACCAAGCCAGUCUCAACAACGGCCUCAAGGACCAGAUCAAAGCCCUCGAAUGGGUCCGCAAGCACAUUGCCCGAUUUGGCGGAGACCCCAAUCACGUCGUCAUCGGCGGCCACAGCGCCGGCGGCGCCUCCGUCGUGUUCCAUCUCACGGCGUACGGCGGCACCACCAAGGUGAAGCCCGAUAAGCCCCUGUUCCACGGCGUCAUCGCCGGCUCGCCCUCCAUGGGCAACAUGCUCAACGUGUCCGAAAGCCAGUACAUGUACGACAGCCUGACCAAUCGCACCGGCUGCAACGACGACGCCGACUCCCUCGGCUGCCUGCGCAAGCUGAGCGCCGAGGCCAUUCAGGCCCAGAACAUCAAGCUCCCGCUGCCGGGAGCCACCAAGCUCCCGCUCUUCAUGUACGCCCCGACCAUCGACGGCGACCUCGUGCCCGACUACACCUACCGCCUCAUCCAGGAAGGCAAGUUCCUCAGAGUCCCCAUCGUCUUCGGCGACGACGAGAACGAAGGCACGCUCUUCGCGCCCAAGGGCACCAGCUCCGUCUCGCAGACCAACGACUUCCUGCGCGCCCAGUUCCCCGCGCUCACCGACGACCACCUCGCGCGCAUCAACGCCUUCUACCCCAAGACCGAGAGCCACUACCCCAACAGCGGCAAGGCCUGGCGCCGCCUGGCCAACAUCUACGGCGACAUGCGCUACACCUGCCCCAAGAUCGCCAUCGCCCAGCGCUUCUCCGAGUUCCACGACCCGCGCCAGGUCUGGAGCUACCGCUACGCCGUCGAGGACCCCAUCUUCAUGCAGUCCGGCCUCGGCACCCCCCACACCGCCGAGCUCGAGGGCAUCUGGGGGCCCGACUACGCCUCCGCCCGCUCCCCGGUCUCCUACUACACCACCAACAAGCCCAUCGUCCCCGUCGUGCAAGGCUUCUGGUCUAGUUUCAUCCGCACCCUCGAUCCCAACCCGCUGCGUGCCCCCGGCAGCCCCGACUGGAACCCGUGGAAUGCCUCCGGCGCCGCUGAUCCCGCCGCCGCAACGGGGAGCUACCGGGAGCUGCUGCUGAAGACCGGCAGCACCAAGAUGCGCGUGGUCGACCCGGGCCUGCGCGAGAGGUGUGACUACAUGAUCAGCAUUGCCGUGGGCAUCAAGCAGUGA
Molecule: messenger RNA, 1842 nt
Organism: Ophidiomyces ophidiicola
Lineage: Eukaryota; Fungi; Ascomycota; Eurotiomycetes; Onygenales; Onygenaceae
Exons: 2
Coding region: 1-1842 (613 amino acids)
Source: RefSeq, a predicted model, not a curated record